AUGGCGACGGUUCUGUCUGCCUGGCCGGCGGCGGGAUUGACGGGUAGCAAGGCGAAUGAGUUUUUGUCGGCACUCAAUUCUUCCGUGAUCUCCCGGGGUGUUGCGGGCGUGAAGGUUGGUCAGAUCACGAUCCAACCCGCCCCGACCACCACGACAACGACUACCACGACGACCACCACCACGACAACCACCACGACGACGAUCGCGCCACAGCUCCGGCUAUCCUGUGCAAAAGCAUCGUACUCGUAGAAGUAAUUGCAGUCAUGCAUGACAAAUCUGGUUCCUUAGCUUAUUCAGCAUUACAAAUUUCAUUUUUCCUUCUGGAAAAAUUUGUAAUGUAAUACUAUUUCUACUAGUACGAUACUUUUGCAAUGCAUACCGGCAGUACGACAUCGAUUUCACGGUGGACCCCGCGAUUAUCAGCGACAAGGCUACCCUGGCGACGAACACGCAACUGCUGCACGCCUUGGCGAAGGGUGCGCUGGAUUUCAUGAACGCAAAGGGGCUGGACAACAGCACGGGCACUACGAUGCUGAAAAACCAAACGCUGACCAUCACGCAGUCGGGGACGUCAACCAACCCUGACUCACUGGAAACGGUGUCUAAAUUCAAAAUGACCGGUGACUCCGACGCGAUGCAAUCCGUCAUUGACGCCUGGCCGCCCGCGGGGCUGACCGGGAACGGGGCGAAUGAGCUGCUGGCAGCCAUCAACAGCUCGGUGAUCGCGGCGAACAUCGAUGGGGUGAAGGUCGGGCAGCUGGCACCGCUGCCCGCGCCGACCACCACUACGACCUCCACUACAACCACGACAACCACCACGACGACGACGACCACCACCAGCACCGAGGGGUCGGAGAUCCGCCAGUUCGAUUUGGACUUCACGGUCGAUGAUAGUAUCGUCUCAGAUAAGAACACGCUUGCUUCGAACACAGAAUUAUUAAAAGCGUUGCUGAAAGGGUCGAAAGACUUCUUAGAAGCGAACGGGUUUGACAAUUCCACCGGGUCCGCGAAACUUUCGAACCAAACCUUAGAAAUCGUCCCGCCGGCCGCCGGCACGACGGCGGGGGACGAUUAUCUCGAAACCGUCAGCAAAUUCACGGUCCAGGGGGACAACCAGACCAUGACGAGCCUCCAUGCCGCGUGGUCGGUUGCCGCGCUCACCGGGGCGAAAGCGAACGAACUGCUGGAUUUCGUCAACAAGAGUGUCGUUGCGGCAAGUCUUCCCGGUAUUUUCGUCGGCAAGCUGGCACCGUUGCCGGGAAUCACCACUACGACGACCACCACGACAACGACCACGACGAUCACGACCACCGUCACAACGACGACUGCGACGACCACUACCACUGUGGGCGAGACGCUCGUCUCCCGGGAAUUCGGCAUGCAGAUUGAGGCGGAUGAUGAAUCUGUGCUGCAAGACCCGGCUAUGGUGUCCGCGGUUGCGGACGGUGCGCUCAAGUUCCUGCAGGACGGAGGUUUGGCCGGCGCGACGAAGGACGAUAUCAAGGAUCUGAAGCUGACCGUAACCGGCAGCACGGUUCUCCUCGGGACGUCCAUGCAAAUGCGGAUCAGCGGGAAGACGAAGCAGACGAAGCGAUCCACUAAAGCGGCGUUGGAUGUGAAGACCAGCUUCUCCGUGGCGGUAGACCCCAGUGAAGUCGCGGCGCUGGAUGCCGCGUGGCCGCCAGCGGGAUUGGACACGUCUGCUUUGUCCAGUCUCGGCGACGCGGUGUCGAACUCCGUCGCGGCAGCGGCGUUGCCCGGCGUGGACGUGAAGGGGGUGACCUCCAUGGUGGCACCUAGCACGACCACGACCACCACGACUACAACCACCACGACGGUCGGGAAGCAAACACGCCAAUUCGAUCUGGACUUCGGGGUCAACACAACGGUCAUUUCGGACAAAAAUACGUUGAUCACGAAUGAAAAGCUGUUAGCUGCUUUGCUGAAGGGAUCAGUGGACUUCCUAACUCAACACGGACUGGACAACUCGACCGGAAAAGCGGUUGUCGGGAACCAAACUUUAACCGCCGUCCCUCCGGCGCAGGGUACAAGUGGCACACCGGACUAUUUGGAAACGGUGUCGAGCUUCGACAUCAACGGCGACACGCAAGUGAUCGACAGCGUCUUGAAUGCGUGGCCGAUCACGGCUUUGACCGGCACGAAAGCGAACGACUUACUCACCGCGUUGAAUUCUUCCGUUUUAGCCGCGAACAUCCCGGGCGUGCAGAUCGGGAAGCUCACCCCGAAAGCCGCGCCGACCACGACCACAACGUAUCAAAUGCAAAAAUGUCUGGGUCCUCUGGAAGAAUGCGCGAUUUGUCAUGCAGCUUUUCCAUGACCCCUGAGGUCUGGAAUGCAGGACCUAGCAUGACAGAUUCUGCGCGAUCUCUCUCAUGCCUAUCCUGCAUGAGAAACCCCCUCCCGACUUGGUCAAAACUGGGCGACUUUUGGUAAUCAUGCAACACAGACUCUUGCAUGCUUCAGAGUUAGCAUGACAAGUUGCAUUCUUCCAGACCCAGACACUUUUGCAUUUGAUACAACGACGACCACCACGACGACGGAGCGGUUCGAGCUUCGCCAGUUCGAUUUGGAUUUCACUGUCAACAAGACCCUGCAGCCAGACCCGGACGCGUUGCCGCAGAACCAGAAACUGCUGACCGCUAUUGCGGAGGGUUCACUAGAAUUCUUGAAAGCGGGCGGGUUGACGAAUUUGACUGUAACGGGCAUGCUGUCCAAAACCUUGACGAUCGUGAGCACAAGUUCCUCCUGGUUCAUGCUGAUCGAAAUCGAGGAGAAGUUCGGGAAGAAGAAGGAGAAUGUGUAUCUCGAAACGGUCUUCAGCUUCGGCGUAUCAAAUGCAAAAAUGUCUGGGUCUGGAAAGUGGUAACUUGUGUUGCUGUCUGUGGAUUCCAAACAAAUAUGUAUUGCAUGACUAGCAAGAGGAGUCCAGUUUUUGCCACGGCGAGCGGGCAUUUCUCAUGCGGAACAGGCAUCAGGAAGCCCUCUCAAAACCUGUGAUGCUAGACCAUGCAUUACAGACCUCGUGGGUCAUGGAAAACCUGCGUGACAAAUCUUCCACUCUUCCAGACCGAGACAUAUUUGCAUUUGAUACGGCGUGAAGGGAAGAAACGCCACCAUGGACCAAUUGGAAGCCGCCUGGCCGGCUGCGAAUUUGGAUGACGUCCAGACCCAGGUGCUCAUAUCCUGUGCAAAAGUAUCGUAUUCGCUAUUGCAAUCCUGCAUUACAAAUCUUUUUCUUAAGGUGCAUCUGCAUUACAAAUUUCCUGUCUCAUGCUGAGGAAAUUUGUAAUGCAUUUAUACGAGUACGAUACUUUUGCAGUUCAUAGCUCACCGCUUUGGUGAAUAAAACGGUGGUAGCCGCCGCGAUUCCCGGCCUUCAGGUCGGGAAAAUCAAACCUCUCGCUGCCCCAACCACCUCCACCACGACGACCAGCACCACGACGACGGCAACACUACCGCCCUUGGAAGAGCGGUCGUUCGACAUGGCGAUGACGUUGGAUGACAGUGUGUAUCAAACCCAAGCCGACUAUGACAAUUUAAUGGACGACGCGGAGCUCCAGCAGGCGGUCAAAGACGGCGCCUUCGAGUUUUUCGCCGCGUCAAUACCGUUUUUUGCCAAGAGCCAAAUCGCGGACGUUGACCUGAACAUAACCGGAACGGCGAACACCACUGCGAAUCUGACCGAAUUGGACAGGUUCACGAGGUCCGGGAAGGACGGGCACGGAAAGCGGCCAUCGUUACUGUUUCUGUUCGAAAUGGAGAGCACCAUGAAGCGGGAGAAGGAGCAGAAGGAGGCUUUGCUGCAGCAGUCUGCGGUGGCGUACAAGAAGAUGAAACGGGCGCCGCAGCAGGUGCAGGUGAACGUGCAACUCGGAAUUCAAGUGACCAGGAGUCCCACGCAACUCGCGCAACUCCAGGCGACGUGGCCGAGCGGCGGUGGCUUGCCGUCCGCAGCGAACAAGCAGCUGCUCGCGGCGGUGAAGUCCUCGGUUGCGGCGGCUAACAUCCCCGGCGCGGCGGUUGGACAAGUCGCCGCGGUGUUGGCGUCGACCAUAUCAAAAUGACAAAUCCCCCCACCCCAUAUCAAAACGAAGUUUGUGAUGCUGGAUUUGCGUACACAAAUCUGAUUUGUCUUGCUGGAGAGGACUGCAGCCCCAUACCAAGCCUGAGCAGAGAGGUUUUAGACUAGGCUCUUGGCAUGAGAAACGUCUGCGCUGUAGGCCCAACAGCAUAACAAAUCGCCCGCAUGAUGCGGCGGAGCCUGUUGAGUUGCAUUCUUGCAAGACAGAGAUGAUUUGUGGCCGCAAAUCAGCACCGCGACGUACCUUUUCGAUAUGGGGAGGGGGGAUUUUUCCUGACAAUAGACCACGACGACGACCACGACAACCAGUACCACGACGACACCCUUGGUGCUGUUGUUCGAGCGCUAUUUGGCCGUCAGGAUGGCGGUGUCGCAAUCUCGGUUGAUAGCGAUGGAUUUGUGCAAUGAUCCUUUGAUCCUAGGAGCGGUCGCCACGGGCAUCACGGAAAUUUUCGCGGUGUACGGCGUCCUCGUGAAUGCCGACGAGUGGAUGAUCCACUGCAAGAUCGACGAGAAUUAUCCAAGAAAAGAACACCAUCGCAAUCACUUUUGCACAUUUUUGCAAUACAAAAAUUUUUGUCAUGCGCAAAAAUGCAUCACAGUCAACACUUAUAGCCGAUUUCCCUGGGUGUUUUUGCAAUACAAGAAAAGUUUGUUAUGCGAGACAAAUUUCUGAUGCAAAACCUCCCAUGUGUGAUUGUGAUGGUGUUUUUUUCUUGGAUAAGAAUGUGGAUUUGUUGACUGGCAGAGCGAUCGAUAUUCCAAAAGAGUACUUCACCGAUGGCUAUGAGAAAGACCAAAACCAGCUGAUGCUCUUGCAGCAGGUAUCCUGAGUAAAAACAUCCCCACAACAGAGUCAAGAUGGGGAUUUUGCAACACAAACCUAGAACUUUUGGGGGUCACGCAUCACAAGUUGCACUCCGUAGUGUAGUGCAGGUUCGCAAGGCCAGCUGCAUCAGAAAUCCAUCUGCUCAUCCUGCUUACAGCAUUACAAAUUCCAAAACACGACUGAAAAUGCCUCUCCUGGCGAUGCGCAUUACAAAUGUUCCUGUGCUUGCAAAUCUGCAUGACAACUCUGGUGUGGGGACGUUUUUACUCAGGAUAGCAGGACGCAGAGGGAAAUGCGGUCCUCGCGGCCGACAGUGAUGUUGAUGAUCACGCAGGCGCCACUUCUACUGCCCUCGAAGUUCUUCGGCCAGUAGCAGCACAACUUCAACUCCCACAACUUCCCGCCCGGCAGUCCAAGGACUCGACCGCGCCCCUCGAGCGCGCGAUCGAGUCAUUGUCUAACGGCCGCAUGGAGCGCCGCGUGGCGCUGCUGCAGCAACACUUGGAGGCGAUAAGCAGUAAAGAGAGAACUACGACGAGAAAUAAUGGCCAGAAGGUCCUCUCGGCCGGUAGUGGUACCAUCGCAGGUCUGUCGACGGUCUCGGGAACAGCUUCUACAACCCGGCGCAGGAGACGAGCCGUGGAGCAGUUCCAGGAUGUGACUUUUCUGUUCAAAGUCAGCUACAUGCUGACCUCCGUUCCCGUAUCAGAAUGAAAAAUCCCCCCUCCCCGCUUCAAUAACGAGGUUUCUGAUGCUGGAUUUGCGUACACAAAUCAACAGAUUUGUCUUGCUGGCGAGGACUGCAGGCCCAUAUCAAGCCUGAGAAGACAGGUCUUGGCCUAGGCGCUUAGCAUGACAGACUUCUACGCUGUAGGAGCAUAAGCAUGACAAACCGCCUGUAGAAUGCGGCGAAGCCUGUGGAGUUGCCUUCAUGCAACACAGAGACGAUUUGUGGCCACAAAUCAGCAACGCAAAUUUUCGAAAACGUACCUUGUCAAUAUGGGGGGGGAUUUUUCCUUUUGAUACCCCGACUAUGAGACGGCCACCAGCUUCUGGUCGCGCCCGCCGACCGGGCUGGCGAGAGCGCAGGUGAAGGUUUUGACGCAUUUGCUCGCGGACUGCUUCGCGGACAGCGGCAUUCCGGGGGUCGCAGUGGUCGGCGUCAACGGCGCACCACGGACCGGCAGUCAAUUCUACAAGAAAAUCCCUUACGUCUCCCACCAAGCGCAGGAAGAAGAGUAUAUGUUCAACCGGGUUUACAGGCUGGUCGAGCUGGCCUUGGAAUCCUCGCUCUUACCCGCGUCUUACCCACUGGCUUUAAAAGAGUCGAUCGAGGAGACGAUCGGAAUUUGGGUGCAGGAUACCUGCAACGCGAUCAACAUCGAGGUUCAGAUGUACCAGUUGGUCAAGUACGGCGUGCCCGGGCAGCAGGUUUCCAACAUUACCAUGCAGUCCGAUCUGUCCCUCAACGCGGAGGCGCUCGAGGCGCAGAGGGUGUUCACGAUGAUUCCAAAUGUGGAAUCAUUGAUCAAAAAAUCGGUCCUGUUGGAAGACAAGCGGGACAUCGGCAGGGACAUUUUGUUCAACGGAGGAGGCGAACUGCCGGGCUUGAACGUGACGAAAGAACCACCUUCACCGAAGGACAAUAGCACCACGACGAUCUUACUCCAGAAGCAGAAAACAGGUGUCAGUGUCAGUUCUGCAAGAAUAACAGCGUUGCAAACGCCACCGACCGAUCCGAACGUUUAUUUCCAGUCGUUGGUCAGCAUCCAGAUGGAUUCCGCCUCGGACUUGGCCAAGCUCAAGUUCCGGUGGGACCAGGAUGUCGGCCUGACUGUGGGCGCAAACUACCAAAUUCGGCAAUUGUUGAACACGGGCUUGGAACGCCGCGGGGUGCCGACUCUGACCGGGGCCAACCAAGAACAUGUGCGAGCAUUCUUGGGAGGACCGGUACAAAAUUGAUGCAGCUGUUGGAACGAAGAUUUUAGAAAAAACAAAAAGACGAGAUCAUCUUAUGACGCAUUCUUGUUCUUCUUUAUUUUCCUACGGUUUAUUGAAUGACAAAAACAAAUGAAGCGGCUGGAGUCAAUGAAGUUGCAAUGGUAAAAAGGUCUGCGACUGCGUCUCUAUAUCAAAUCUUGUCCUCUAUUCUCUCACUUCAGGCUCGGAUUCCGCCCAGCACGACGAGCACAACAACGACGACAAUCGACCCCUUCGCGGGGAUACCAUUGAAUGCCACUACGGCAGCACCAAAUACGACGACGACGACGACGACGUCAACUAGUACGACUACGACAACCACUACCACCGCGGCGCCAACUACGACCGCCGCGCCGGCAAAGCCUUUGCCGGUGCCGCAAAUCAACGUGCAGAUUGGCGGGACCACCCCUUCGCAGACGGCCCCGCCGACCGCAACGGGGUUCCCGCCAAAUUUCCCGCUACCCGUUCCCUCGGGAGGGUAUAAUAGAAGUUGCUUCAUGUUAUAUACGUUUUAUUUUAUCACCAGCUGCCCUCACCCUCAAGACAAACAAAAGUCGGGCUUGUUUCUUGGCAUGCGGACUGUGUCGUGUGUUGAUUCAUGCGGUUUUUUAUUCGGAUCAUGUAGAAGGCCAAACAAAGUACUAAUCUGAAUCACACAGGUACCAACUGCAGAACGCGACGACAAAAUUAGUGGUAAAGAAAUCUUCACGCAAACAAGGCGACGACGUCGCUCCAGCAUGGGCCAAGUCCCUGAUGGAAGACGUUGGCGAACUGAAAAAGACUUGGGAUGCUGAAACAGCAUCUGGAAAUGCUAAAAACCAAGCGCAGAACGCAGACGCAACGACAAGAAUACGGGUCAACAACCAAGGCAGCAAGGCUGCGGCGAGUUACCCAUUACAAACAACGCAUCGCACUGUGUUUUGAUUGCAAUAUUGCAUGAUAGAGUGUUUGCCUUCCAACCAGUAUGCUUGAUGGAUUUUUUAUUUUACUAAAAACUCUAGAGCAAACCGCAUUAUCAUGUUGUUCUUCAUCUUCUGAAAACACACUGUAUUGCAGCCUACACUAGUGAGAUGCUUUUGUAAUGCAUAGGAGCAACCCAACACCAACUUUGAUAUCUACGGACAGUAGGUUACUAGACUCCGCUUCCGCUCCGAGUCCUGCCGCAGCGCCGAAAGCGGGUGCAACGGCGACUGAAGGUACUACCUAUGAUAAGAAUAAAGACGUGUAGACGUCGUGUUGUUGGUCAUGCAACAGAGAAUUGAAGUCAAGUCGAAGUCCUGAGUAUAUUUGCAUGACAAUUUAGAUUUUUGACUCUUAUUGAAACAAAACUACGUUCUCAGGUAGCGACGUUCAGGAUAUUCUGAACCAACUCGACGCUCUCGAGCGCGACGCGGCGAAGAUGCCUGCGGGCGACACGGCCUGGGCGGAACGCAUUGCGAGUCGACUAGAUUCUAUCGGUUUUUUACAAAAGUCAAAACAAGGAUUCAAGACGAAUGAAGCUACGACAUCAUCUUCUUCGGACAUGGAAAGUAGAGUGACGGGCUCUAGUACAACGGAAAAGGAUAUGGCUCAGGCGCAAACAAAAGCAGACGAGCAGCGCCAGGGUACUACAGCAGCUGCUUCGACUUCGAGAAGUGCGACUCCACGGCGACAGCGGGGGUAUGGUCCGAGGACCGCCCCAGCAACGACACCAAAUAAGAGGAUCAGGAUAUGCAUAUAGAAAUUUACCGUGCACGUGCAGAAUUGUGUGCAUGAUUAAAAAUUUUGUUUUUAGCUUUUUUCAGAUGGUAGCAUGAUCGCUGGACGAGCCGGCAGUUGUGAUCCUCAUGCUGAAUAAGUAGUUGGGGACAGAGAGUCUGUCGUGUACGCAGGAAUCGGACUGCAAUGUAUUUGUAUGUGUGCGGUAAAGUUUUUUCUGUUCAUACGGAAGAAUAUACUUCGACAAAGCCACCUCACCAAUAGCAGUGAUGAACAACCAACGGCUCAAUGAGGCCGCGCAAACCUCUGCCCCACGGGGGCCACAAGCGGAGGAACGAUCUGCGGGUCGGGAGGGGCAAAGAACCGUGAAGCAAGUACCUAGCGAAGACCAUCCAGACGAGGGCUCCGCUAGCAGCAUGAGUAAGUUACUCAGCUGGCGGUAA
Molecule: messenger RNA, 9052 nt
Organism: Amoebophrya sp. A120
Lineage: Eukaryota; Dinophyceae; Syndiniales; Amoebophryaceae
Source: the annotation of a GenBank genome assembly